AAUCAACUCACAGCAACAUAGAAAUGAGUCUCAUUAUAAUAUUGUUUUAUUAAUUAUUGUGCUACAGAAAAUCAUUCCGAUACAUUUUCAUAUUGUUAAUGACAACAAUGAAUUAUAAUAAAACUUCCACUUCAUUAAAUAUCUAUGUCCGUCUUUAUUAAAAAAAAUUAUUUUGUCUACAAUAUCUAUCCACAACUACUGCAAUAAUAUACCAUAAACAGAACAAAAGUUACAUUUCCACCUUCAACUGUUACGCAUAAAGAAAGUAUAUAUAUAUAUAUAUAUAUAUAUGUAGUUUUUAUAUUGCAUCUAGUGAAGAUAACUUGGGUUAUUUACCAAAUGUAUAAUUACAUAUAUACCAAAAAAUAGUAAUGGUUUUGAAAUAUUUGUGUCACACACAAAUCAACAUGAUCUUAAAAUACAGUGUUAAGAGAGGAUACGUUUCUAUCUUGAAUAAUUAUUACAAAACAAUUCAAAACCAUGAGAAUACUCAUAGAAAAAUGACUACAGGUUUAGAUACGUAUCUGAACACAGAAAGUGCAAUAGAAUCUUGUAUUUUGAGUAAUGGUAUACGUCUUGUAUGCGAAAGUAAAAGCUCUUACACCACCACCCUGGGAUGUUACUUCCCAGCAGGUUCAAUGCAUGAAAUGCCUGAAGAACGUGGCAGUGCAUUAUUCUUAGAACAUUUACUUUUCAGGAGAACAAUGCACAAAAGCGAAGAAGAAUUGACAAAAGCAGUAGAAGAAAUUGGUGCCAAGAUCACUACUGUUGCUUCAAGAGAUAUGUUCCUCUUUUAUGGAACAGUGCCUUCAAACAAAACAAUUAAACUUAUUGACUUAUUUGCAGAUGUGACCAUGAAUAAUGUUAUAUGUGAUCAAGAUAUCACAAGAGAAAAAUGUAUAAUUCUGCACGAGCUUUCUAAAAUGGAGUUAGACAAAGAACGAGUUGUAAUGGAUUAUUUACCAACUAUUGCAUAUCAGGAUACUGACCUUGCAAGCAGUAUAUAUCCUGAAACUGAUAUAAUAAAAACAUUUUGUAAAGGAAGAUUAACUGAAUUUCAAAGUCGUUUAUUCAAACCCUGUUUCAUGACAAUAGUCAGUGUUGGACCUAUUUGUCUACAAGAAUUAGAAAGAAUUGUUUGUAGAAGUUUCAUGUGUGAAAAAGGAGAUUGUAAUACUAUUCAAUCUUUUUGCACAGAAAUUGAAUAUCGAUUUUCAGGAGCUGAAUUACGAUUUAGAGAUGAUGACGAUGAAUUGGGGUAUGUAGCAAUAGGAAUAGAAGGACCAAGUUCUAAACAAUGUGCGGAUAAUUAUGCACUCGCUGUUGCUAAAGAAAUUGUAGGUUAUUGGGAUAGGAAAUGUAGUGGAGCACAACAUAAUGCACCAUAUAUUGCACAUUGCGCAUACAAUACAGACUUAUGUCAUAUGUAUAAAUCGUUUUUUCAAAAUUGGGCACAGUCUACUAGUAUUUGGGGAUGUUAUUUUGUCUGCAACAAAUUAAGUCUUAUGACAAUGACUAAAGUUCUACAAAAGGAAUGGAUGAGAUUGUGUACAACAGUAACUCAAAAAGAAGUAUUACGUGCUGUGAAUCAAUGCAAGACAAAAGAAUUAUUGUUAUUAAAUGAUCCUGUAAUUCAUUUUCUUGACAUUGUAAAAACUCUUUUAAGACACGGACAUUACAUACCAAUUCAUGAAAGAAUUAUAGAAUAUGAGAAAAUAACAGCUGAUAAACUCAGAGAAGUCUCUAUCAAAUAUAUUUAUAAUCAAAAUCCAGCUGUUAUAGCUCUUGGUCGAACUGAAAAUUUACCAGAUUAUUGUAAUAUAAGAAAUGGAAUGUAUUUACUAAGAUACUGAACAUUAUAAAAAAUCUAAUGAAUGGUACAAUAAUUCUAUUACUAUUUUUAUAAAAAAUGUGUUAAAUAAUUAUAAAUACAUAAUCCUGUGAAGGGUUUUAAAAUAUUGAAUAAUAAACAAAAUGAAAAGACAUACAACAUUAACAUUUGAAAUUAGUAUAAUUAAAAUUAAGCAAAAACACUAAUACAUUUGCACUCGAAACGUAUUUAAUAUACUAAUUGAGAAAAGUGCAUUUAAAUGAUUGAAAUUUAUAAAAUAAGCAUAGAAAUAUUUUAAUGUAAUUGCUUUCUAAAUUGUAAAAACCUUAUCAAAUAUUUACAGAAAGAUUUUACUUGUAUUACUAUAUAAAUUAUGUUAACAAAAUAAUA
Messenger RNA from Nomia melanderi (Alkali bee), 2221 nucleotides. RefSeq names its product mitochondrial-processing peptidase subunit beta. The record is from RefSeq and is a predicted model, not a curated record. Lineage: Eukaryota; Metazoa; Arthropoda; Insecta; Hymenoptera; Halictidae. Gene Ontology annotation, molecular function: metalloendopeptidase activity; metal ion binding. Gene Ontology annotation, cellular component: mitochondrion.